UUGCUCGCUUCAGACAGUCAGCUUGCUCCCGGCUGCCUGGUGGACUGUACCACACUAUGACUCUCCCCCUACCCUCACCCUUGCAGUGGGCCGCUCCCCCUUCUUCACCGCUCGCUUUGGUGGAAGCGAAGCCCAAACAGAACAUCAUGGCGAUUGAUGGUGGCGAGCGUAACUGUGGAGUACAUGAGCUGAUCUGCGUCAGAAAAGUCUCUCCAGAGGUGCUGGGGUUUCUGACAGCCAUCGGACUCUUCAUCAUCCUCAUGACCCUCCUGUUCUGGUACCUGAACAACAAGUUGGCACUUGAGAACCCAGGGAGCCUUCAGUGCCUUGAUGACUUCAGGAAAAAAGCCGAGUUGCAAGACAAGACCUACUCUGACGGCGACUUGCAGGGCUCGUCAUCGGACAGCGAGGAUGAACUCAUGGGUCAGUAUCAGGAAGCGGUCAGCCGCUCCCAAGGCCUCCGGGGAGGAGCCAAGGCAGCCGCUAAUACCAAACACGUAGGAGGUUUCAGCUGGGAGAGCCGGCAGAAGUACAGCCCUCUGACUGCCGAGUAUAACGGCUACAGCAGUGAAGCCUCGGCUGACGACGCCAACUGCAUCCAGAGGAUGAGACGAACGCCACCGCUGGAUGAGCUUCAGCCACCUCCUUAUCAGGAUGAGAACGGCUCUCCAAGGAUGUCCUGUACGCUGUCUGACCUGGGAGACGCCAAGUGUGACCUGUCCUAUACCAGCGGCAGUCCCCACCUGUCCUUUGGCAAAUGCCCCAGUGAGUGCAGUGACGGCCCUGAGACUGAGAGUUACCUCAACAAGGGCUACGAGGAGGAUGUACCGAGUGACAGUACAGCUGUCCUCAGCCCAGAGGACAUGUCAGCCCGUGGAUCCUCAGCUCAGCUCCCUAAAGGUUAUGAACCAGAUCCAGUUGCAAAAUAUGGCACUCUGGACGUGGUGUUUGACUACGACUCAGAGGAUCAGCAACUGGCAGUCACCAUCACGGCAGUAUCGGAUCUUCCCGCCCUAAAACGCACAGGGAACAUCUCCUGGCAGGUCCACCUGGUGCUGCUGCCCACCAAGAAGCAGAGAGCCAAGACAGGAAUCCAGAGAGGUCCGUGCCCAAUCUUCACCGAGACCUUCCGCUUCAGCCACGUGGAGUCAGAGAUGAUCAGCAAUUACGCUAUCCGAUUGCGCCUUUAUAGCAUGCGGCGGAUGAAGAAGGAGAAGGUGCUCGGGGAAAAGGUGUUCUAUCUCACCAAGCUCAACCUUCAGGGAAAAAUGUCUGUGCCGGUCAUAUUAGACCCAUGCUGUGCUCUCCCGGGUGGUGAAUCCCAAGUCAGCCUCUCAGAUAUGACAUGCAGUGAAAGCGCCUCAUCAUUCCAGUCAGUCAGUCAGACCUCCACACCAGAGAUCCUCGUGGGCCUGGUGUACAACGCCACGACAGGACGUCUCUCUGUGGAGAUCAUCAAAGGCAUCCAUUUUAAAAACCUGUCUGCCAACAAGCCACCCAAUGGGCUGUUCUGUUGUCUAAAACACUUGAUAGGUGGACAGGUUUAUAUUAUCAGAGAUACAUAUGUUAAGCUGACCUUACUGAACUCCAUGGGCCACGAGAUGUCCAAGUGUAAGACAUCCAUCUGUCGAGGUCAACCCAACCCAACCUACAAAGAGACGUUUAUCUUCCAGGUAGCACUUUUCCAGCUAUCGGACGUCACGCUUAUCCUGUCCGUCUACAACAAGCGCAGCAUGAAGCGUAAGGAGAUGAUUGGCUGGAUUUCGCUCGGCCUCAACAGCUCUGGAGAGGAGGAGCUCACCCACUGGACUCAGAUGAAAGAGUCUAAAGGACAGCAGGUUUGCCGCUGGCACAGUUUGUUGGAGUCCUAACAGCAAGAGAACAGUAAGUGAAGAGAGUGCGUGAGGAUAACUGCACAGAGCAGUUGUCAUCCCAGACAGGUGAGAAAUGGAGUUCAGCUGGGUUAGAGGCAUGUGACAGACGUCCAGGGAACCAGGGUCAGUGGGGGUGAAGGAAAAGACAGAACAGCACGUUUCUGCACUCAGAGUUGUUUUCAGCUUGGCACAACAUAUUAAGCAUUUUUAUGGCACUGUUUGUAAAAUCACCAUUGAUUAGUCGCAUGGCUAGUAAUGGGAUGUCAUUUAUUUUCAUGGAUUGCCUUGUAAUGACCUUUACGUUUCUGUAGAUGGCACUCUGUUUUUGUUUGUUGAACUGGUUGAGCUGGGACCUGUUCCAAGAAACAAGUUCUGGGCAACGUUGUUGAAUUAAUUAUUGUCUGAUAAUUUUGCGCCACACCUCAAAGCUCAAACAACUGACAUCAGGAUGAUUCUAAAUCUUAUCCGAAAGGUUUACAAAAUGAAACAUGGCCCCUCUCUUUGUUUUUCUGCCUGUAUACCACAAGUUUGUGUCAUAUAUUUAAGGGUUGACCAAAAAUAGUUCACAAUUUAGAAGCCAGCAGAACAUGGAUGUGCAUGGCCACUUUUCAAAUCAGUAGUAGGUAGUUAUUUUCAAAUUUGUCAGUUUCUUAUAGGGACAAUCUUACUACAGUGCAGUGAACACAAAAUAUGCUACUAAAGUUAGAACAGUUUUGUUUAUUUUACAUGAGAGAUUUUUAUAUUUGUGUUCUUGCUCCUUGUUUUUUCCUCACUGGUUUGAAGUGGGCGUGGCUUAGUUGGAAAAAGGUGAAGAUGUCAUGUAUUACCAUGCACCAGUCAGAGAAGCAGGCAACAUUUGAAUCAAAAUCAUUUGUGGGAGUAUUUGCUAAAUAUUAUAAUAAUAUUAAUUAAAAAUGAUUUAUUUUUCCAAGCGUUAACUUGCUAUAUUGAAUAGUCAAUGUUAUAGAGAAGUGCUUUAAAAACCAAGUUGUCAGGGGUUUUAAGCCAUUUUUAUGGUACGAGAAACCACAUUUUGCCUUUUUUUCCCCCGGCUAGCUAACUAAUUGUAGCAACUUUCUUGCUACAUGAGUAAACAGGGCAGAACCAGUGCCAUGCUCUGCCUGGGAAAAAACACCACCACCAGUGUACUUUUCUACUUAGCUCUUGAGUUUGAAUUUCUCCAGAUGUCUGUUGUUUAAGCCAGAGGUGUGGCUACAUGAAGACGCUACCAUCACUGCUCAUGUUUGCUACAAACAUAAAUCGCACCACUUCUUCCAUGUAGGGAAGACGUUAGAGUUUCAUGAAUUUAAUAUGGAUACAAUUUAGGUUAAAUCACCAUGUUGUUGAUGAAUGUUGCUGAUUAUUACUUUGCCAAAGCUUAAUUUGCCACAUCCCAAUGUGUCUACUGCAAAUGUAUUGCAAUUACUUGUUGCAUUCAAAUGUGCAGGAAUCUGGGAAUGGAGGCAUGUUGAAAGAUAUUUUGAAGGCCAAGGAAGUGGUGGCCAUUUUGGAUCGGUUUCCAGAGAACUUAUAAAGAAUUGAUUUGGAGACUCGAGUUGAAUUACACUUUUUAUGAAUCUCAGUCGACACUGCCGAGGCUAAACCCCUCACCAUUGUUUGAGCCUCAACUUAAGUACAUAUAUAAAACAUCAGCUAAAUAAUUUUAGACAGGCAAAUGUCAGGCAAAUAAAAUUCUCGACAUAUAACCUGACAGUGGAAGUGUCAUGGUUGAUGUUGAGAUGAAGUUCAGUAGUGAUCUCUGAGAAGAAUUAAGCAUUUCACAUUGUUAGAUAUUUGUCUUGAAAACACCAGUUUGCAGAAGCAAUGACAGACUGAGAUAUGAUAUAUAUAGAAAUGUGUAGUAGUUACUGUGGUGGUUGUGUGAUCUUGAGUUUCCAUGCACUAUUGAAAAGUCACACAGAAUGUCAAAAGCAUAUUCAAAGACAUUUUAAGACACUUUUUUAUAGGUACCAAAUAACUUAGUCACAUAUCACAGCAGUGAAGCUAACAUGUGAAAAGAUAAUAUACCCGUUAAUCUCUUUUACCCGCUCUGGUGCUAAUAAGUGCUGUGGCUGCACGCACGGAAUCCCUUGCCUUAUGGUUUAGUCAGUUCAUAAAUUACUGUAAGUGGACCCAGUACAAGAACAGACACAGAUACACCCUCAGAGCACACAGACCAUAAUUACAGGAAGCACACGCACAGCACUAUUCAACCUCACUAAAGGGAAUUCAAACUGCUUUCAUAGGAGCCUCAGUGUGCAUCGACAAAUUUGCAGAAUGUCUAAAUGCGAAUGGGUUGUAUGUUUAGCUGUGGACACUUUCUCACUUCAUUUCAUUUACAGACAACAGAAAAUACAUAUUCUCUUUACUGUGCCUGUGGUUGUGGUGAAAGCUAGCUUUGUGCAGUGUUUACCAAGUGGAUGUGUUGUGUGUGGUUGUGUGUGUUGACUGGAAAGGUACAGUGGGGGGGCUGUGAUAGUUGUUGUAUUUUCUCGUUGGUUGUGACAAUUUCUGAAUUUAUUUACCCGUAUUUAGAACGCAGUAACACACUUCUUGAAUGUCUGCCAUAUACUUUAUAUACAGUAAAUGUGUUGUUAUCUAUUUUUGUAUCAAUAAUGGGGAGGAAAUUGUGUUCAGACAGUUAAAUAGUGAAACACAUAUUAACCCACCCUGUGAGCAAUACUAUUCUGGAUUGCUGUGGUUUAUUCUGUUCAUUUAUUUGAUGUUUUAGAGGUCUUAGUAGCUCUGGUCCUCUUUACAUCCCCUUCUCUAAAACCAGAAAGGGAUGUGACAGAAACCAGCAGAGCUCAUCUUAAAAUCAAUCUGUCAAGACCUUUGAUGCUUUUUAACAGUGUGAAACAGAAGCACAGCCUUUACAGCACAACAGUCAAACACACCGUGUAAAAGCUUGGCAGUAGCUCAUUUGUACAUGUAGAGAUAAAUCAUAUCAUUGGAAUCCAAAUUUCGCCAAGAGUAAAAAAAAAAAAAAAGAAAUCGUGCAAUAUUUGUUUCAUGAUCAGGCUGGAUCAUUUGAUUUGGCUUUAGUAAAUUCAUUCUUAUGUCUUGCAUUUAACUGCCAGCAGAAAAAGGGGAGUGAUUUUGUUAAAUCAACAGAAGGUUGAUUUAGGAAUAGGUGUAGAAGAAGGUGUAGGAAUAUAAAUAGAGUGAUCUUUCACACUGUUAGUGGGUGUCUGAUGCUCCAUAGUCAAGCCUAUUAUCAGUUAAGAAGUCGAUUCCUGUGCGUCCUGGAAUGAUGCACAAUGGUGACAAAAAGGUUCUUCAACAACUCUUCACAGAAAAAUUGUAAAAUUUAAAUACAGACUAAUACUUUCUUUAGAGCACCACAUAUUCUAUUGACAUGCCACUUAUUUUUUUGAAUGUUAAGAUCUGGUCUUGCUACAAAACUACGGAAGCAAAAAUAGGCCAAAAGGAUUUUAAUCUUGCAAGCAAUUGAAUAUCUAGAUGUGAGAUUUAAAUUAUAAUAAAUCCGCCUCUUAAAAAAAAAUUAGAAUGCACACUUGAUUUUAAAUGUGUUUAAAGGUAUGCAAAUUCAGAUGAAAAAUUGCGCCCAAAAUGAAAGAAAAACUACAUUCAGGUCAUUUUCAGAUCUAAAAUUUCAGUUGAGUUCAGUUGAGUAAAAAAACCCAUCAGGGUGCUAAAACUAGAUAGGGGAAAUUCAGAAACAGUUUUGAAAUUCAAACCACAUACAUUGAGAUGUAUGUUUUUUAAAGUUAUUAAUGCUAUUAAUAAAGUAGUAUUUAAAAUGCUACAUUAAGUAGUAGUUAUUUUUCACAAUAAGGUACUCAGCUGCAUUUAAAAUAUGUUUUAUGGCCAUUCUUUGCUCCUGUACAAACCAACACAAAGGCUGGGUGGAACAAUUUUCUAUAGCUCUUUGUUCUGCUAAUCUUUCACAAGAUGUGUUCCACUAAUAAGGUUUUUAAAAAAAUAUGGCUAUGCUUUGCAGUAUAGUUUCUUGUGCUUUGAUUUCCUUGACACAUUUCCAAAAAAAAAACUGUUUAAAUGCUGGUUUUAAUUUGUGUUUUUUUUUUUCUUUUU
This is a messenger RNA of Perca fluviatilis (European perch), 5930 nucleotides long. It is a transcript of the gene syt14a, whose product is annotated as synaptotagmin XIVa. The transcript has 9 exons. Lineage: Eukaryota; Metazoa; Chordata; Actinopteri; Perciformes; Percidae. The record is from RefSeq and is a predicted model, not a curated record. Bases 57 to 1871 code for a protein of 604 amino acids.